AUGCGUCUUCCAUAUGCCUCUCGUCGUGCAUUAAAAGACACCGGAGCACCAUUGGCGUUGUUCUUCCGCAAUGGUCCACGACGUUCGUUGCAUGAUCGCGCUCGCAUGUUCGACGCCGCGGUCAUAGGUGGUGGAAUCACCGGUCUGACAGCAGCGUAUCGACUUUCUCAAGACCCAUUAUGCUCCAAGAUUACGCUCUACGAGAAGGCGCCCCGUGUGGGCGGCUGGCUCCAAUCCGAAACAAUCAACGUCGAUGGGGGUCAGGUUGUCUUCGAGUAUGGCCCCCGCACAUUACGACUCAGCCCUUCCUCACUUCCACUCUUGGAUUUGUUAGCCGACUUAGACUUAGAAGAUGAUAUGCUCGUUACGUCGAAGGCGGCGCCCGCAGCCCGAAACCGCUAUAUCUACUAUCCCGAUCACCUUGUUCGCGUACCAGCGCCUCAGAAAGGUGCCAGUCCAAUAACUCAGAUUACAUCACUAUUGUCAACUCUAUUGCGGGAACCCCUCUUUGAGACUUUGCUGUGGAGCUUCAUUGCCGAGCCCUUUAAAGAACCUUUCACAGACAUGCCUGAAGACGAGUCAGUUAAAGAUUUCAUAUCGCGCCGGUGGAGUCCGGAAGUAGCGGACAAUCUGGUUUCUAGCAUGUACCAUGGUAUAUUGGCUGGCGAUAUCGACAAACUAAGUGCGGAAGCGCUCUUUGGUUCGAUUCGGCUUCAUGAGAAAAAGGGGAAGAGUGUGCUCGUUGCGGCCAUUGAAAACAUGAGGGCUGGCAGAAAGUUUGUCGCCACAGACGACGCAAUAUCUGCGCUUAUAAUAGGCAAGAAAAAGCCGCUAGGAUACAUAAGCAGCCUGGAAGAUCUUGCGCGAAGCGGCAGUACCUUAACUUUGAGACAUGGUGUUGGCCAACUCGCAGACACUCUAGUCACGGCCCUGAAACGAUCCAAUAAAGUGCAAGUUUUGACAAAUGCGAACGUGACAAGUAUUCGCCAGAGUCCCCAGAACCCCAGGCUCACGGUUGAUUGUGAUGGUAAAUCACACUGGCAUGACCGUCUCAUUGCCACCAACUCAGCACCUAGCCUUGCGACACAACUCCAAUACAAUGGUCGAGACAAGAACGCAAAGAAACCUACUCGCACAAUCGAUGCGCUGAAAGCGCACAACUACGCAGUGACUACUAUGGUCGUCAACCUUUACUACCCGGAUCCCGAUCUGUUGCCUGUCAGAGGCUUCGGAUACUUGAUUCCCAAGACGAUACCUUAUGCUCAGAACCCCGAGAGAGCGCUAGGCGUGAUCUUCGCGUCGGAAUCUAGCGUGGGCCAGGAUACAGCUCCUGGCACAAAACUUACGAUCAUGAUGGGCGGCCAUUAUUGGGAUGGCUGGAAGGAGUCGGAUUACCCCGACCACGACACCGCGGUUGCGAUGGCUCAAUCCUUGCUCGAACGACACCUCGGCAUUACAAACUCUCCUACUGUGGCCCGCUCUCGAUUGCAGCGCGAGGCCAUUCCACAGCCCACCGUUGGACAUGUCGAGCGUAUCAAGUACCUUUCACGUGCGAUCAAGGAUGAAUUCGACCAGCGCGUCACUCUUGCUGGGGCUUGGUAUACAAUGGGCGGCACUGGCGUAGUGGACAGCGUCCGUCAGGCUUAUCUCGCUGCAGCAUACGGCGUCAGGCCUUUUAACCCUGACGAAACGCGCCCUGUACCUGCGCCAAUGCACUGGGAACAGGAGGGCGGCAUUAUUACUGCUCACGAUCGUGUGGUCGCUUUGGAAAAUGUGACAAAAUGA
This is a messenger RNA of Aspergillus versicolor CBS 583.65, 1785 nucleotides long. It is a transcript of the gene hem14, whose product is annotated as oxygen-dependent protoporphyrinogen oxidase. The transcript is spliced from 3 exons. Gene Ontology annotation, cellular component: mitochondrial inner membrane. Gene Ontology annotation, biological process: heme biosynthetic process. Lineage: Eukaryota; Fungi; Ascomycota; Eurotiomycetes; Eurotiales; Aspergillaceae. The record is from RefSeq and is a predicted model, not a curated record. The coding region runs from base 1 to 1785 and encodes 594 amino acids. Gene Ontology annotation, molecular function: protoporphyrinogen oxidase activity, oxygen as acceptor.